Molecule: messenger RNA, 386 nt
Organism: Physella acuta
Lineage: Eukaryota; Metazoa; Mollusca; Gastropoda; Physidae
Source: RefSeq, a predicted model, not a curated record
ACGUUAAAAAUAUGUUCAGUAUAAUAGUGUGUCCAGAUUUAAAUGUCAGCGUGAAUGUCUCAGCACCAGAUGUUUCGGACAAUGGAAGUCUUGAGAAACAAAACGGGUCAGAAUUAGAACCCAGAAAUAUGCUGUAUCUGGUGAUGGCAUCGUUAGGUGUGGUGUUGCUUGCUGCAUUGCUGGCUAUUGUCGUUGUGAGGUUCAGACGUCAACAUUCUUAUAACAGAAAAACUUGUAAACAUAAGAAAAGCAAGGCUGAAAUGGAGGUGCUCAAUAACUUGUACGGUCUACAGGACAUUAAACUCUACUGUAACAAUACAUAGUGUGUGAUGUGGGAUGGUGGGGGUGUUCUCUUUCAGAGUAUCAUGCACGUGUGUGUGGCAGAG